CCGCCAAUAGACUUGAUAUGAAUAAGAAGAAGAAGAAGGAUUUUAUUUUUCGUGGUUAGCUGUGGCUGGCUAACUUAAGACGUAAAACUUAGAAACAACCUUUCUGUACCCUAUACAUCCGCGAAGGAGUGUUUUGAAUUACUUAAGUCAUAUAUGCCGACUUUUCUUUCCGUUUUAAAAUAGAACUUAACUACAUCUUAUCCACUGUUUGGUGCCAACGUUAGCUUGUAGCUAAUGUUCGAUGACAUACAUCAACAGGAAGUUCAAUGUUGUGCACUUUGAGUUCUUCAGGUACAAACAUGAACUGUACCUUGGAGACGGUCCUGGCAGAUGCAAAGUCUUUAGUGGAGAGGCUGCGCAACCAUGACAAUGCUGCUGAGAUGUUGAUCGAACAGACCACUUCACUCAACAAGCGAGUGGAGGCCAUGAAACAGUAUCAAGAAGAGAUUGAUUCACUGAACCAGGUUGCACGACAUCGUCCACGUUCCAGUCUGGUUCUGGGAAUCCAACAGGAAAACCGUCAGAUCCGAGAGCUUCAGCAGGAAAACAAGGAGCUGCGGACAUCGUUAGAGGAGCACCAGUCUGCGUUGGAGCUCAUCAUGACAAAAUACAGGGAGCAGGUUUUGAGACUUCUUAUGGCCAGCAAGAGAGAUGACCCCACCAUUGUGACUCAGCUAAAAGAGCAGCACACAACGGAAAUGCAAGCACAUAUAGACAAGAUCAAUGAGAUGGCCUCUGUGAUGAGGAAAGCAAUCGAGGUGGAUGAGGGGCGGCUAUGUGAAGACGAGGAGCGGAUUAAACAACUAGAGCUGGAGAACAGCGGACUGCGAGACCUGCUGGGAAUCAGUCGGGAAGCUUUCCUGGUGUUGAAACGGGAGGACACAUCGGAGAGCACAUCACUGUCACCACUGUUGACCAGUGCUGACAUCAGUUUACGAAAAAGUUAGAGUCCGUCCACCGCUGCUGCUAUUGUGUACAGAGUACGUCAGCUUUCUCCCCACAGACUCCUUCAACCAUCAGCCCUCUUCUGGUGUAACUGCAGCAUGGUGCUUCACAGCCACCUCUCACCUGUUAAUGCAGAUGCAAGUGCUGCAGUGUUACAAUCACACUUAUUUUAUUUUUUAUCUGUCAUAAUUUUCCCAGCAUGCAUGACCUCUUUGGGGCCUGCAAGUUAUUAAUGUGUGAAUGAGUAAGAGAAGGGUGCAAGUUAUAAUAAACCUGUAAACAAUUGU
Thalassophryne amazonica is the source of this 1232-nucleotide messenger RNA. RefSeq names its product FGFR1 oncogene partner 2 (gene fgfr1op2). Bases 267 to 947 code for a protein of 226 amino acids. The transcript has 6 exons. The record is from RefSeq and is a predicted model, not a curated record. NCBI's taxonomy places the organism in Eukaryota, Metazoa, Chordata, Actinopteri, Batrachoidiformes, Batrachoididae. Gene Ontology annotation, biological process: response to wounding.